AUGUCAUGCAAGGCACCGGGUGAGGAAAUAGCUUACAAAACAACACUAUCAAUCCUAAACAAGCUGUCAAACUAUUCAUGGGUUGCAAAAGUACUUACUCUUUCUGCUUUUGCUCUUGAAUAUGGACACUUCUGGUUUCUAUCACAGUAUCAAUCAACAGAACCACUUGCCAAAUCAUUAGGCAUUAUCGACAGAGUUCCUCAGCUCACCAAACCUCAAGCGCUGAAAAAACACUGCAACGCAAUUUUGGAACUCAACAAUCUGAUCAAGGCAACUUGGCAAGUGAUUGAUAUCAUCAUUGAGUUGGAAAGACUCAACUCACAUCAUGAUAUCAAGCAAGUUCCAGCUCUUGCACCAGCCUUGGAACAAUUCCCUGUUGAUGUCUAUUGGGUUAUCAUCACCAUUGUUGCAAUUGUUACUCAGUUUGAAUGCCUCACUACUGAUUCGGAUAAGAGGCAGGACUUAUCUCCAUUUGGUCAAAAGAUAACAUAA
Vicia faba (fava bean) is the source of this 492-nucleotide messenger RNA. The record is from the annotation of a GenBank genome assembly. NCBI's taxonomy places the organism in Eukaryota, Viridiplantae, Streptophyta, Magnoliopsida, Fabales, Fabaceae.